Messenger RNA from Phacochoerus africanus (Common warthog), 5496 nucleotides. RefSeq names its product nuclear transcription factor, X-box binding like 1 (gene NFXL1). Gene Ontology annotation, cellular component: nucleus. Bases 391 to 3144 code for a protein of 917 amino acids. Gene Ontology annotation, molecular function: zinc ion binding; DNA-binding transcription factor activity, RNA polymerase II-specific; RNA polymerase II transcription regulatory region sequence-specific DNA binding. The record is from RefSeq and is a predicted model, not a curated record. The transcript has 22 exons. NCBI's taxonomy places the organism in Eukaryota, Metazoa, Chordata, Mammalia, Artiodactyla, Suidae. Gene Ontology annotation, biological process: regulation of DNA-templated transcription.
ACGUAGCGUUUCAACGGGUUUGCUACCACAGUUGGUUCCUGGAGGGACCCGCGGAGUCUGUCCGCAGUUUUGCUGUCACCCCCGCUACCCCUGAGGCCGAGGAGGCGCUUUCCCCCUCUACGGCUCUCCUUCUCCGGCGCUGGAUGCUCCUUGCCUCGCAGUCCAUUUCUCUGCCUAGUUCUCUCUCUCUCUUCGAUCCAUCUCCAGAGCCCGGGCUUAGCGGGGACUCGCCCUCUGGGAGAGACAGGGCCGCGACCCGGUCCCUGCCCUGCGGAGACCCUCCUCAUUCUGUCCCGUACAGCGGCUUCCCCAGCUCUCUCCUUUCCCCGUCUAAACACCACCGCGCUCACGCUCCUUCCACUCUUCCCCCCCCCCCCCCCUCCUGCAGGGAUGGAAGCUUCCUGGCGCCAGGUGGCCGGUGGCCGAGGCCGAGCCCGAGGACGGGCCACUGCGGCCCCCUCCUCGGGAAAUGGAGUCCAUCUCCGCGGCGCCGGAGGAGGGCGAGAGAAGGGGUCGGUGGGCGCUGCUGGUCCUGGCCCCAGCCCGGGAGGAGCCGCGACCGCUUCGGCUGCAGGUAGCUCAGCCCGACGCAGCCCCUGGGGAUCUGAAGCGCCGCAGACUUCCGUAGCCAGUGCAGAGGUAAUGUCUCAAAAGAAAUUUGAAGAAAUCAAAAAGGCCAAUCAAGCUGCAGCCAAAAAACUUGUUGAAGAACACUUUAGCUCUUCAUCUGAAGAAGAAGGAGAUGACGAUUUUGAAGGAAAAAGAGGAAAAAUAGUUGCUAAUACAUUUGUAAAGUAUGCUACUCAGACAGAUGGAGAUGUACGUGAAUUAGAGCGCACAAAGCAGUAUGUAAAUGAAGCUUUUCAAGCAGGGGCUAUGACAUGCCUAAUUUGUAUUGCUUCAGUGAAGAGAAACCAAGCAGUUUGGAGUUGUUCAGGUUGUUUCUGUAUAUUUCACAUGCCCUGUAUCCAGAAGUGGGCUAAAGACAGCCAGUUUCUGGUAUCUUCUCCUUUGACGGAUGAUGAUUUUGGAAAGAGAGAUUAUCCCUGGCCUUGUCCAAAAUGUAGGUUUGAAUACAGACGAUCUGACACACCUAGUAGGUACUAUUGCUAUUGUGGAAAAGUGGAAGAUCCACCUUUAGAUCCAUGGCUUGUACCUCAUUCAUGCGGCCAAGUAUGCGAGAGAGAUUUUAAACCUCCUUGUGGCCAUAAGUGUUUACUCCUCUGCCAUCCAGGUCCCUGCCCCCCUUGUCCAAAAAUGGUCACAACCACUUGUUACUGUAAGAAAGCAAAACCUAUCCCUCGCCGGUGUAGUGCUAAAGAAUGGUCCUGUCAGCUGCCAUGUGGGCGGAAAUUGCUUUGUGGACAGCAUAAAUGUGAAAAUCCUUGUCAUGCAGGAAGUUGUCCGCCGUGUCCAAGAGUUAGCAGACAAAAGUGUGUCUGCGGCAAACAAGUAGCUGAAAGAAGUUGUGCAAGUCCACUGUGGCACUGUGAUCAAGUAUGUGGGAAAACACUAUCAUGUCGUAAUCAUACAUGUGAACAAGUCUGCCAUGUAGGUGCUUGUGGAGAUUGUCCCCGAUCUGGGAAAAGGUUCUGUCCAUGUCAGAAGUCAAAGUUUUCUUUGCCUUGUACAGAAGAUGUACCAACUUGUGGAGAUAGUUGUGACAAAGUUCUUGAAUGUGGACUCCAUAGAUGUUCACAGCGUUGUCACCGAGGACCUUGUGAAACAUGUAGACAAGAAGUGGAAAAGCAUUGUCGCUGUGGAAAACAUACAAAACGAAUGCCAUGUCAUAAACCUUAUCUUUGUGAGACAAAGUGUGUUAAGAUGCGAGACUGUCAGAAGCAUCAGUGUAGGAGAAAGUGUUGCCCUGGAAACUGUCCACCUUGUGAUCAAAACUGUGGACGGACUUUAGGAUGUAGAAACCAUAAGUGUCCAUCUGUCUGCCAUAGAGGUAGUUGUUAUCCCUGUCCAGAAACCGUAGAUGUGAAGUGCAGUUGUGGUAACACAAAGGUGACAGUACCCUGUGGCCGAGAACGUACCACAAGACCCCCCAAGUGCAAAGAGCAGUGCAGCCGACCACCAACUUGCCAUCAUGCAAGUCAAGAGAAACAUCGUUGUCACUUUGGCUCUUGUCCUCCAUGUCAUCAACCUUGCCAAAAGGUUUUGGAGAAGUGUGGUCACUUGUGUCCUGCUCCAUGUCAUGAUCAAGCAUUAGUAAAGCAAACUGGCAAGCACCAGCCUACAGGCCCUUGGGAACAGCCUUCUGAACCAGCAUUUAUUCAGACUGCAUUGCCUUGUCCUCCAUGUCAAGUUCCUAUUCCUACGGAAUGUCUUGGGAAGCAUGAGGUGAGCCCACUCCCAUGCCAUGCUGUAGGACCCUACUCUUGUACGAGAGUGUGUGGCCGAACCUUAGAUUGUCAAAAUCAUACAUGUAUGAAAGAGUGCCACCAAGUAACUGAAAUUGGUUCCUGCACUGACAAAAACAAGGCUGGACCAGAAUGCCUUCAGUGUGAAGAAGGCUGCUCUAAAUCACGGCCGCCGGGUUGUCCUCACCCAUGUGUUCUGCCAUGUCACCCUGGAGAAUGUCCUCCUUGUGUUCAGAUGCUUAGAAUAAAAUGUCACUGUAAGAUCACAAGUCUUUAUGUGGAAUGUAGAAAAAUGACCACAGCUGAUAUAAAUGAAAAGAACCUCCUUAGUUGUUGCAAAAAUCAGUGUCCUAAAGAGCUUCCUUGUGGUCAUAGAUGCAAAGAAAUGUGCCAUCCUGGUGAAUGUCCCUUUAAUUGCAACCAAAAGGUGAAACUUAGAUGUCCUUGUAAAAGAAUAAAAAAGGAAUUGCAGUGCAACAAAGUACGUGAAAAUCAGAUUUCCAUAGAAUGUGACACAACAUGCAAGGAAAUGAAGCGAAAAGCAUCAGAGAUAAAAGAAGCAGAAGCCAAAGCUGCUCUUGAAGAGGAGAAACGAAGACAACAGGCUGAACUGGAGGCUUUUGAAAACAGACUGAAGGGUCGUCGGAAGAAGAACAAGAAGAGAGAUGAAGUGGCAGUUGAGCUAACGCUAUGGCAAAAACAUAAAUAUUACCUCCUUCCAGCAUGUGCAGUUGUAGUUGUAGUGUUUGCAUGGUACAUAGCCCAUGGUGUGGAUUAAAAAAUGUUUGAUUUGUUAAUAUACCUCAGAUUAGAUUUAGAUAAAUUAUUGCAUUUGGAAUAUUAGAAAGGAAAUGUUGUAGAACAUGAUAUACGGUAACAUUCAUCUCUAUAUUCUCUUCCAGCUGUUGUUAGAAGGAAAGAAUGUGAAGCUUUAUCGUCGUCGGCAUACUAGAGGUGGCACUAUAAUGUUACUUAAUAGUAAAAGCAUGAACGAUUGUAAAAUGUUUCAUAAGGCAUAGCCAGUGGCAGGGUAACAUAUUAGUUGUUCAUUGUGCUUCCUUGUAUUGACGUAACUGUUUCAUAUACUAUUUCACACCAACAUCUUUUUUUUUUGGCAAAAUUCAGAUGAAACUAAGCCAUAUGUGUAGUAAUUACUGAGGAAUAUGUCACAAUAUUUUGGUUACUUAUUAACAGGUACUUUUCUUGAUCAUGUAACUUUGUAUAUAAAAAAAUAUAUAUUCUCUAAAAAGACCUCUUAAAUUAUAACAUGAAUCUAUAUAAGUAGACUCCAGAAAUUGUUUUAUUAGUGAAGAAUUUUUCUCAGUUAUUGAAAUAAAAUUUUAUGUAGUAUGUUCCUCAGAGGACAAUAUAAUUGUUUUCAAAAAAUACAGGCUAAGAUUCCUCACAUGUGGCUAUUUCUUGUGUAAGAAGCUUCUAACUGAAGUUGGCAUGUUUUGUAAAACUUGUAUGUGUUUUUUCAAAGUAAUAAUAAAAGAAAAACUAAUGUUUAUGAGCAAUACAUGCUGAGCACAGGGCCAACAAGCUAUAUGUACUUUAUUCUCAUUUUUCUUCCCACAGUCCUAUAAGUAGGUUUUUUCAGAUGGAAAUAAUCAGUUCUUAUGAAAACAAACUGAUAGAGUAACAUCAGUAAGCCAGAUCUGUUUGAAUCGUAAGUCACUUUAAGUGGUUUUUUAAAUUUAAUUUUUGUAUAAUUAAUGUUUUCAUUAAAAUUUGUCAUACCAAAAUUUUAAUGUAGAAUAUUUACUGUUUAAAUAUUCAAGGAGGAAUUCCCGCAGUGGUGCAGUGGGGUUAGGAAUCCGACUAACCACAGCUUGGGUCACCAGAGAGGCACAGGUUCACUCGCUGGCCCAGCGCGGUGGGUUAAAGGAUCUGGCAUUGCCACAGCUGUGGCAUGGAUUCAGAAUAUAUAAUAUAUAUGCUGUAGGGGCAGCCAUUAAAAAAAAAAAAUUCAGGAGCCUAUAGUUUUAUCAAUGUGUAAAACUAACACUUGCUGCAAAACAUAAUAAUUGGUAGGUACUAAAAAGUGGUUAAGUAGGUUUUAAACAGAAGUACAAAGAAGGAUUUCAAAUGUUUGCUAACUUUCACUCUGUUUAAUGUUACGUUCCUUAAGUAUUAGCUAGUGUCUGAAGUGGAAGGGCAGUCAUUUCUUUCUUCAUGCGUUUUUAAUUUUAGAUUUCGUUUUUACCUUUCCCAGUGUUAGACUCCUUGGGAUGGAGUUUCAGGAGCUCUAAACGAGAGCUGUUACACUCCAUUCGCUCCCUUAUUCUACUCUAGUAUGAACAUUAAAGAACACGAACAGUUCGGUGUCCACGUGGGAAGCUCUUCUGUAUUUCAGAAUCUUGGUGUAAUGAACAAACCUGAAGCCUAGUUUUUGUCCAUUUGUUGGGCUUGUGUUCUUGCCCUGUUUUCUUUCUAAUUCCUAUGAAAGAAUGUAGUGAGCAGAGGAAGGAGACUGAGCGAAUGACAGAUUAAGCAGUUUGCCAUUUUUUAUUUGCUUGGCUAGUAGCUCAGAGCUUAAUUAAGGCAAAGUCACACAACUGUUUAUGCAUUUAUUUAAUCACCUGGUGCCUUUACUACCUGACAGGUACCUUCUAGGUGCUGGUGAUAAUGGGGAUCCUUUCAGGGAGCUGCUAAGGCAUGGAAGAGAGCCGCCAGGAAAUAGAUACACAAUAAAGUGAAUACGAUUUCAUGUGUAAGGGGUGCUAAACAAUGAGAGCAAUGGUACAGAAAGUGGUGAAAGAGAGGGUGAAAAGGUAAUAAGUCCUUUCAAUUGGGAAAGUUCCCCUGAGAUGGGGAUGUUUGAGCCGUGACCUGAAUCUCCUUCAUUUGAAGAUCUGAGGAGAAAGUGUAUGAGGGAGAGAAGGCAGCAAGAAUACAAAGUCAGUAAGCUGAGAGAUGCUUGGCUGGGCUGAGGAACAGACAGAAGGGCUGGUGUGGCUGGAGCUUGAUGAGCAGCAGGAAGCGAGAGGGUCCAGGGCCAGGUCAUUAGGGUGUUUGAUAGACCAUGGUACAGAAUUGGGAAUUAUUUUUAGUUGUAGUGGGCAGCAUUGGAUAUUUUAAUAGUUGGGUUUUUUUGUUGUUGUUUGUUUGUUUUUGGUUUUUAGGGCCG